Molecule: messenger RNA, 1275 nt
Organism: Trypanosoma theileri
Lineage: Eukaryota; Euglenozoa; Kinetoplastea; Trypanosomatida; Trypanosomatidae
Product: lipase
Exons: 1
Coding region: 1-1275 (424 amino acids)
Biological process (GO): lipid metabolic process
Source: RefSeq, a predicted model, not a curated record
AUGGUAUUAUACAAUUUGGGGGAAUUUAUAAGAUAUACCUUGGAAGAAGAAAAAUGGAAGUACCGGGAUUAUUUGUACACUGGGAAUAGAGUCACUGAUACAUUAUUUAACGAAGUUUUCACUCCUCCAAAUCCUUCAUGUCUUUCUGAACCUUUACUUUUACUUGUCUCUUUCAAAGUAUUAACACACUUCAAAGACAACAGUAACAAUAUGUUCUCUGUCUCUCACUGUCGCUUGGCCCCAUCAGCAUUCUUGUUCCUUUUACUUCUGCUUUGCAGUUGUGGGGUUCACGCCGCGUACUCAGAGACGUUGGCGAAGUCUGCGCUGUACUUUUCAAAGGCCUCAUACUGCGAUGUUCCAUCUAUUGACAACUGGAGCUGUGAAUCGUGUCAUAAGCUUACUUCGUUCCACGUGACGAAGGUGUUUACGAACCACUCGUACGGUACCUUGGCGUACAUGGGUGUCAGCGAAGACCGCAUUGUGAUAAGUUUCCGUGGAUCCGAGAAUAUACCCAACUGGAUAUCUAAUAUGAAGUUUGGGAAAGAAACAUAUCCAAAUGCCACAUGUAAGGGUUGCAGUGUGCAUAUUGGGUUUUACCAUUCCUUCUUAUCACUGCGUAAUGAGAUGUGGGUGGAGCUGCAGCGGCUGGUUGCCGAAUACCCCCGCCGCCCAGUCCUCAUCACCGGCCACAGUCUUGGCGGCGCCAUGGCGGUCCUCGCGGCGGCGGACUUCGCGGCGCAGGCGUACGCCACCGGUACAGUGCCGCAGUUCGAACUGUACACGUUCGGUGCCCCGCGCGUGGGAAACGAUGCGUUCACGGCGUGGAUGGCCGCACUGUUCUGCAGUGGCAAACACGAGGCGUACCGCGUCACACACAAUCGUGAUGUGGUGCCCCAUCUUCCACCAAUGCUUUUUGGCUUUGAACAGACUGCGGGGGAGGUUUGGUACAGUGGUGACGGUGAAGGGAACUACAGAACCUGCAGUGAUGUGACGGGAGCCAACUGUUCCUCAGAGAAAGUGGAGGAGGACUCCAAGUGCAGCAACAGCCUUUAUCCCAUUUCUGUGUCUGACCAUCUGGAAUACCUGGGUGUGUGUACCUCGUGCUCGUGCCGAAAGAGGAGAACCAGAAGUCUUGAGGAGGCGAAUGAGCUCUCACCAAGGUUGAAGUGGCUGGUGAUCCUUGACCACAUGUACCAACAUGGGGGAAAAGGUGGCAACACACAGAUUUUCGCUGACUUUAUGAGUGGUUUCAUGGACAAGGAUGCAACAAAGUAG